AUGGCUGGAAAAAUCACCUUCUACGAGGACAGGAACUUCAUGGGACGCUCCUAUGAGUGCAGCAGCGACUGUCCCGACAUGUCCUCCUACCUGAGUCGCUGCCACUCAUGCAGGGUGGAGAGCGGCUGCUGGAUGGUGUACGAUCACCCCAACUUCAUGGGAAACCAGUAUUUCCUCCGUAGGGGUGAUUAUGCCGACUACAUGAACAUGUGGGGCUGGGGCAACAACUGGAUCAGGUCCUGCCGCAUGAUCCCUAUGUACAGGGGCUCCUACAGAAUGAGGAUGUAUGAGAGGGAGAACUUCAUGGGUCAGAUGAUGGAGGUGACUGAUGACUGCGACUCCAUCAUGGAUCGCUACCACUGGUCAGGGGGAUGCCACUCGUGCCACAUUAUGGACGGCCAUUGGCUCAUGUACGAGCAACCACACUACAGGGGCAGGAUGUGGUACUUCAGACCCGGAGAGUACCGCAGCUUUAGGGAGAUGAUGGGAAUGAGCAACAUGAAGUUCAUGAGCAUGAAGCGCAUCAUGGAUUCCUGGUAUUGA
Messenger RNA from Silurus meridionalis, 543 nucleotides. Its product is annotated as gamma-crystallin M2-like. Gene Ontology annotation, molecular function: structural constituent of eye lens. The transcript has 3 exons. The record is from RefSeq and is a predicted model, not a curated record. Gene Ontology annotation, biological process: visual perception; lens development in camera-type eye. NCBI's taxonomy places the organism in Eukaryota, Metazoa, Chordata, Actinopteri, Siluriformes, Siluridae. Bases 1 to 543 code for a protein of 180 amino acids.